Molecule: messenger RNA, 4316 nt
Organism: Nannospalax galili (Upper Galilee mountains blind mole rat)
Lineage: Eukaryota; Metazoa; Chordata; Mammalia; Rodentia; Spalacidae
Gene: Usp53
Product: ubiquitin specific peptidase 53
Exons: 17
Coding region: 778-4008 (1076 amino acids)
Biological process (GO): response to auditory stimulus; sensory perception of sound; protein deubiquitination
Cellular component (GO): cell-cell junction
Molecular function (GO): cysteine-type deubiquitinase activity
Source: RefSeq, a predicted model, not a curated record
GCUCCGGAGACCUGUUGAUCGCAGGUGUCGCCGCCCGACCGGCCCCUGGGCACCGGCGGUGCGCGCAUGCUCCGCGCGGGCCGGGCUGGGCGGCUGACGGCCGCCUCUGCCCCAGUCUCCGCGCGGGUCGGAGGCCGCGGGGUGAGGCUGAGCGGGUCGGCGCAGUCGGAGGCAGGUGUCUUCCUACCUGUGUCGCAGGCGCCCGCGCUGGGAGCCGGACUGGGACUUUCAGAAAGAAAAUAAAUGCUUGAAAUCACAUUGCGGUUCUGUGCAGAGUCCCACGUCAGUGUGUGAGGGCACCAGGAAACCUCUCAAGUCACGUUCUCAGAUGUCAGCCUGACGAGCAGAUUGCUUUGAGGUCACCCUGAUACCGGAUAUGGAGUUGCCUUUGAUGGCUUCACCUGGGACAGAGAAAAACGACUUUCUUAUUAGAAAAGCAUAAGGAAAACAGAUGACCAGAGGAGUUGCACAGAUGCCAGCUCCACGCUGUCUCCUUCUAUGUAUUUUUUUUAACUCAUCAAGACAAAUGACUUACACGUUAAAGAAAAUGAUUCAUCAUAUUAUUUUUAGCAGUUAAAUUAUUUUUCAUUGAUGUGUACAGCUGUCCUAUGAAAUUGAACACGUAUAAGAAUCUGUAAAGCCUUGUUUAAAUACUUCUUUUUUGCACUCAGAACUUCAUUAUCAAUUUUACUUAUCAAAGUCCUCAAAACUUUAUAACAUUAGGAUAGCUGUGGACUUGGAAAUGCGCAUUCCUACCACAGGCUACAGUGAAAAUGAAUGGACAACUCAAGGCAUCACCCAUCUUGUCAUCCUAAAUACCACGUUUUAUGGCAGUUAGAUAUAUUUCGACGAAGCUUGCGAGUUCUGACUGGCCAUGUUUGUCAAGGAGAUGCCUGUAUAUUUUGUGCACUGAAGACAAUAUUUGCACAGUUUCAACACAGUCGAGAAAAAGCACUUCCCUCAGAUAACAUAAGGCAUGCUCUCGCAGAAAGCUUCAAAGAUGAACAGAGAUUUCAACUUGGCCUUAUGGAUGAUGCUGCCGAGUGCUUUGAGAACAUUCUGGAGAGGAUUCAUUUUCACCUGGUGCCAAGCAGCGACACAGACAUGUGUACCUCUAAGUCAUGCAUCACUCAUCAGAAGUUUGCUAUGACUCUGUAUGAACAGUGCGUGUGCUGCAGCUGCGGAGCGUCUUCAGAUCCUCUGCCUUUCACGGAAUUUGUACGGUACAUUUCUACAACAGCCCUGUGCAAUGAAGUUGAAAGAAUGAUGGAAAGGCAUGAGCGAUUUAAGCCAGAGAUGUUUGCUGAACUACUGCAAGCCGCACACACAACGGAUGACUAUAGGAAGUGUCCUAGUAACUGUGGCCAAAAAAUAAAAAUUCGCCGUGUUUUAAUGAAUUGCCCAGAGAUUGUUACAAUUGGUUUAGUCUGGGAUUCUGAGCACUCUGACUUAACUGAAGAUGUUGUUCGAAAUUUAGCCACACAUCUUUACCUGCCUGGGCUUUUUUAUAGGGUUACUGAUGAAAAUGCCAAAGAUAGUGAACUUCACCUUGUUGGUAUGAUCUGCUACACCAGCCGACACUAUUGUGCCUUUGCUUUUCACACCAAGAGUUCUAAGUGGGUAUUUUUUGAUGAUGCACAUGUGAAAGAGGUUGGAAGUAGGUGGAAAGAUGUGGUCUCCAAGUGCAUCCGAUGCCACUUUCAGCCACUGCUCCUGUUCUACGCAAAUCCAGAUGGCACAGCAGUCUCCACUGAGGAUGCACUCAGGCAGGUUGUCAGCUGGUCGCAUUACAAGUCAGUUCCAGAAAAUAAGGGAUGUGGAAAGCCUGUAAUUUAUAAGUCAGAAAAUUCAAAGGAAAAUGGAUUUAGUGGUCAGGCAAAACAGAGAGAAAAUCAGAAACUUCAAACUGACAUUUCAUCAUUUAAUCGGAGUCAAAUUCAGACAAGUGGAGGGAGAGGACCAGUUAAGUUAAGCCACAAUGAUCAAAGAGAAAAGAUAAAAGAUAUUUCCAGAGAAUGUGCUCUGAAAGCCAUUGAACAGAAAAACCUACUUUUUUCCCAACGGAAAGAUUUAGAAAAGGGACAGAGGAAAGAUGCAGUCCGACACAGAGAUUUGGUUGAUGAAGACCUCUCACAUUUCAAGUCUGGAUCAGCUCCUGCCCCUAAUGGCUUUAAACAAGGGAACCCACAUCUCUACCACAGCCAAGGCAAAGGACCCUGUAAACAUGACCGAGCUGCCCAUGAGAGUCGAGCGUCUGGACAAAUAAGUUCAAGCAAAUCACAGACUCAUGUUCCAGGGGAGAAAUCAGCAGGCAAAGUUAGGAGUGACAGUGCCACUGGGUACGAUACUGACAGCAGCCAAGACUCAAGGGACAAAGGAAGCAACCACAGCAACAGAACUAAGAGUCGGAACCGCGGCUGGAGACCCAUGAGAGAAACACUGAAUGUCGACAGUGUUUUUAGUGAAAGUGAAAAGAAGCAGCAUAGUCCAAGGCUUAAGUCGGAUGGCAUUCCCAAACCUAAGUAUAGCAGAGAUCAGAGUGUCAAUAACUGGCCAAAAGAGAAUUCAAAACCAAAAGGGUUGGUGACCAUCUAUGAGGAUGAAGUGAAACAGGAGGCGGGAAGUAGAAGUUCCCUUGAAUCUAGCGGAAAAGGAGCAGAGAGCAAUUCAGGCCUCACAGAGGGUAAAGCUCGUGGUAGCAACUGGCAGAUGCAAAGGACGGAGUCUGGGUAUGAAAGCAGUGAUCAUGUCAGUAAUGAAUCAGCUAAUUUGGAUUCGCCUGUUACUGAUGGAAAUGGGACAGAAAUGGCUACCAGUGCUGUCAAAGAAGCAGCCUUCGGUGAGCAGAUUAAGAUGAGCAUCCUAAAUACAGAUUGUGUGGACUGCGUGCCUCAGCAGAGCAAAAACCAAUUGGAAGGCUUUAAAAAAGAACUUCAGGACUUGGAAACCAGCUAUACAUUUCAUGACCUCCACCCAGAAUCACAUCUACAAAUAAGAAGUCAUUUGAUAAAAAGGUCGCAUAUUCGUGAAACCAAUAACAAGCUAUUUCCUUCAGCCAGUCCACAAACAGUUAAGGACCAUACUGCGAGAGAGCAUGUCCACCCGUCAAAUGAACUGAAAGCAGAAAAACCAAAUGGUUGCAAGUCUUCAGAAUGUAGUAUAGAAAAUUCUGAAAGAACGGGCUUGCCUUCUCAAGAUGAUAGUAUUUCGAUGUCCGGGAAGAGAUUCAACAGUAAUGAAGCAGUCUCGUCAUCUUCAUUGCAUUCGCACAUCAGGACUGUUGUGUUAAAGCCAGAACGUAGACCCCUCAUCCCACAGCAGAAUGCCACAAAACAGUGUUCAGAGAGAACUUUAUCCAGAGAACACGUAACUCAGUCAAUCUGCAGACCUGAUGGUUGUCAGAUGCCAGAACUUCUUUGCCACAAUUCACCACCCCCUUUGCCACCAAAGAAAUAUGCUCUGACCAGUGUGCCACAGUCAGAGAAAGCUGAAUUUAUAUCUGAUACCAGACUUACAGAUAUAUUUAAAGCUAAUUCCUCCAGUCUUCCAAAGAACGAUGUAAGUACAGUUUCAGAACCAGCUUCAGAAGUGAUUGCAUACAUGAACAAUGAAAGAUGUAAAGAAACUGUUCAAGGGAAGCUGCAUCCUGACCACUCGUCAGACCUCCUGUACAAUUCGCUGACUCUUGAUUUUCAGGCACACUCAGAUACAGCUGUUGAUGUAUUUUGCCAACCAAAUCAAGACUCUACUUCUGUGUCUUCAAAUGAGACCGUUUCAUUAACGACCUAUUUUUCAGUUGAUAGUUGCAUGACUGAUACAUACAGAUUGAAAUACCAUCAGAGACCCAAGCUCUGUUCCUUUCCAGAGGGUGAGGGCAGUGGCUACUGUAAUGAUAAUUCACCCUCUCAGACUGAAGGAGUAGAGGGACCUUUGUUGCAUAAUAGUCCACCUGGUUCAAGCUGCCCUUCUGAACAGAGAUACAAACCUAACGUACAUUACAAUAGAUAAAUGGUGAAAUCAGCAAGCCCGUUCUCACAAGUCAUUAAAAUAUAGCAGCUGACCAAAUCACAUAAAAUUAAAACUGGGGUUUUUGUUUUUUGAGACAGGGUCUCCCCAUGUAGCCCUGGCCUGGAAUCUGCUGUGUAGACAAGCCUGGCCUCAGCUCACGGAGAUCUGCCUGCCUUGCUUCUCUGCCUCCCAAACGCCGGAGUUAAAAGCAUGCACCAUGUCCAGCAAACUGGCUUUUUAAAAAAUUAGUCAUGUUAACUUUUUAUUAUUUUACUUUACAAUAAUCAACUUACUAAAUAUUAGUCUUG